Molecule: messenger RNA, 2713 nt
Organism: Caretta caretta (loggerhead turtle)
Lineage: Eukaryota; Metazoa; Chordata; Testudines; Cheloniidae
Source: RefSeq, a predicted model, not a curated record
UGAGUAAAAGUCACUUCCUGUUCACCACUAAUUCACCGUGAGAAGAAGGUUGGACUUGUGAGGUGCAUCGCUUGCCAUGGUAAAGCUGGAGCUCCGGGGGGAGAGCUUGCCCUAGGCUGCCCUCCACAUCUCAAAGACGGGGGGCCUCAGCUUCAGUCUGGCUUGCUGCUCCGCGCAAAGGCAGCCCCUGGGAAAGGCUCUCGGGUUGCCUUGCGGGGCAAAAGGAUUCUUCUCAUCCCUUGCACCCUGCCCACGCGCAGCAAGAGUUUGGAGGAGUUCUCUGCAUCCCUUCCUUCACGGCUGAAUGCUGUCUCGGACACAGGUGGGAAUCCAAACUUCGCUGCGGCAAGGACCCGUGAGAGCUGCCGAGGCUGCUCCGCUCAGACACCGGCUUCCCGGCGGGCCAGCGAAGAAGCUGGAGAGAGCUGCGGACACGGGAGGAAGAGGAAUCGAGGGGUCUGUGGCUGAGACCGAAGCCCACAGAUGGCUCACCCAGAUAUGGAAGAAGGAAAUCUGGCAAGAGAUGAACUUUCCCAUGAUUCUCAUGCUGAUGGUCAAGACCCUGGAGGACGUGAACUGAGAAUUGUCCUCGUUGGUAAAAGUGGAGCUGGGAAAAGUGCGACAGGAAACACCAUCCUUGGCAAGAGAAAGUUUGAGUCCAAGCUCAGCGUAAAGUCAGUAACUGAGACUUGUGCUAAAGAGAGGGUAACAUGGGAUGGGAGGGAGGUUGUGGUUAUCGAUACUCCUGAUAUUUUUGAUACAAAGGCCCCUGUUGAAGCAUCUGCCUGUGAGAUCGCUCGCUGUAUCAUGCUCUCCUGCCCAGGCCCCCAUGCUCUGGUGCUGGUUACACAGCUGGGCUGUUACACUGAAGACGAUAUGGCAGCAGUCAGGCGAAUACGAGAGAUUUUUGGGGCUGAAGCGAUGAGGUACACGGUUGUCUUAUUCAGCCGGAAAGAAGACUUAGAAGGUGACUCACUGAAUGAUUAUAUAAGAGACUUGGAUAACCAAGAUCUUCGGAAGUUGAUUAAAGUUUGUGGGAACCGAUGCUGCGCUUUCAACAAUAAAGCAACUGGCACAGAAAGGGAUGAGCAGAUUAAUGAACUGAGGAAAGUGAUUGAGGAAAUGGUGCAGGGGAAUGGAGGCCGAUCUUACAGCAAUGAGAUGUACAAAUAUGCCAAAGAGAAGAUUGAACAACAGGAGAGGGCACUUGAGAAAAAAUACAGAGAACAAGAGGAAGAAAAGGUAAAAGAUAUGAUACAUCACUUCAAGGAGAAAUAUAAAAAUAUAAAGGAAGGCUUAAAGUCAAGGCCAGAGGAAAUAAAGGAAAUGCAUCUAAAACUAGGCGAGACUGUAUAUCGAGCUUUAGAAAUGCUGUCAGAAGCUCAAAAAGCCACAGAGGCAGAACAGGAAGAAAACCUGCUGAAAGAAAUACAGAAGUACUACAAGGAAAAGCCAGAAAGGAAAGGGAGAGAAAAUGAAGAAACUGCUGAAGGUGCACAAGAAAGCAGCCACAUCAAAUUAAAAUUCAUCCUUGUUGGUAAGGAAGGAGCUGGGAAAAGUGCAACGGGAAACACCAUCCUUGGCAACAAAGUGUUUGAUUCCAAACUGGGGGCAAAGCCAGUAACCGAGGCUUGCAGUACAGGGAGCAUGAGCUGGAACGGGAAGGAAGUUGUGGUUAUCGAUAUGCCUGAUGUAUUUUCUCCAGAGGCCAGUGACACAGAAACCUAUCGAGAGAUCAGUCAUUGUAUCCUGCUCUCUGCCCCAGGCCCCCAUGCUCUGGUGCUGGUGACUCAGCUGGGCCAUUACACUGAAGAAGACAAGGAAGCAGUGAAGCGAGUAUGGGAGAUUUUUGGAGUCGAAGCUAAGAGGAACACGAUUGUCCUGUUCACCCGGAAAGAAGAUUUAGGGGGUGACUCACUGAGGGACUAUGUGACAAACUCAGAUAACAAAAAUCUUAAGGAGCUGAUUCAAGAGUGUAAGAACCGAUACUGCGCUUUCAACAACAAAGCAACUGGAGCAGAGAGGGACGAGCAGGUUAAUGAGCUGAUGGAAAUAACUGAGAAAAUGGUGGAGGAGAAUGGAGGCAUAUGCUACACCAAUGAGCUGUAUUCUGAGGUGGAGCGUAUGGGGGUGGAGGAACUGAAGAAGUACAGGAAGUUUGAAGAAAAACUGAGAGAGCAGAUGGCAAAACGAAAGACACCCAAGAGAGAGGCUAUGACUACUAGACUACACAACAUGUUGAGGAGACCCUGGCUGUAAGAGUAAUGACCGAGGCCCAGCAGCUCCCACCUUCCACUGAUCUAUGGAGGAAGGGGCCUGUACCAUUGGGGCAGCCUCCAGGACAAGGUGUAAAAGGCUUAUCCCCCUGGAAGCAACUGUAGCCAUCAUCAGCCAAUAGCAGGGAGCCAGGGACCAGAACCUUCCCAACCUGCCAUGUGAUAAUGAACCUUUUGGAUUUCCUAUUUUGGACUCUGAAACCUACUUCAAUCACUAUGCAUAAACAACCCACCCCACUGCCAAUAAUGCCACCUGCCCUGCAAUAUCGCUGCACCCCACCAUUGCCUCUGUCCUUCUUCCCUACCACUUUCCCUUGUUUUCAUCCCUAAUUUGUUCCCAUAUGCCCAUCCUCCCCCUUUUGCCUCUGCUACACCCUCACAUGCCCUCUACCCCCGAAAAAAAGUUAUUUGUUGUAUGUAGCUACAGUUUGGAAACA